Molecule: messenger RNA, 856 nt
Organism: Ostrinia furnacalis (Asian corn borer)
Lineage: Eukaryota; Metazoa; Arthropoda; Insecta; Lepidoptera; Crambidae
Exons: 2
Coding region: 41-382 (113 amino acids)
Source: RefSeq, a predicted model, not a curated record
AGAAGCAAUUGAAUUUAUAACAUCUUGCCGUGGGAAUCCCAUGAUUCGUAUUGGCAACCACCACUUCAGCCAGGCCAAAGAUGCAAGAUGUCCGAAGACUCUAAGGACGCGCUGGGUUUGCACGAAGAAAAACGGCGGGUGUCGUGCCUCUAUCAUCACCAUAGACCGACAUGUCAUUAAAUAUGAAGCUGAAUUUAUAACUUCGCGACGGGGUAACACCAUGAUCCGCCUCGGUGGAUACCACUUCAGCCUUACUAAAGGCGAAGGACCGAAGAAACGGUGGAUAUGCACUAAGCGGUAUGCAGGGUGUCGCGCCUUCCUCGUGACCAUUGACGGUGUUAUCGCCAAACGUAAAAAUGUACAUAAACAUCAAAAAUUAUAGUAUUGUGUAAAAUGUUCGUAUAAUUUUCUAAUAAAUGUUUCUUAUGGCGCCAAUUACUACAGUUAUUUAUUCUAAGAUGUUUGACUCAUACAGAUUCUUUUAAAUAAUAAUCAACUUUUACAAAAAGGACGGCAACGUACUCGUACGUAACGCCCCCGGGCCUGCGGGUAUCUUCUAUGGGCGAUGGUAAUCAUUUACCAUUUGUCCCAUAAAAACAUGUUUUAGAAGACAUUGAUUUUAAACCAUCUAGUCUUGCUGAGGAAAUCCUAAUCCUAUGAUUCAUAUUGGCAACCACCAUUGCAGUCAAUACAUGGCGAUAUUUUGUAUUUUAAGUAUUCAAGACGGCAUUUGAUUAGUGUUAAUAUGUUGUUAAUAAAAAACUAAGUUUUGUUUUUUAUGCUGCACUAAAUAAUUAAUUUAUGUGCAGUUAAUGCGACAUUUUGGGCCAGAAUGGAAUUCAUUCGUUAUGUAUGC